CGGUCGAGGAAAGUGGCUGAGCAGGAAUUGAUGGAUGCAAGUGAGAGAGUUCAGCUCCUCCACACUCAGAACACCAGCUUAAUAAACACCAAGAAGAAGCUGGAAACAGACAUUGCCCAAAUUCAGGGUGAAAUGGAGGAUACAAUCCAGGAAGCCCGCAAUGCUGAAGAGAAGGCCAAGAAAGCCAUCACGGAUGCAGCCAUGAUGGCAGAAGAGCUGAAGAAGGAGCAGGACACCAGUGCCCACCUGGAGAGGAUGAAGAAGAACCUGGACCAGACGGUGAAGGACCUGCAGCACCGUCUGGAUGAGGCCGAGCAGUUGGCACUGAAGGGAGGCAAGAAGCAAAUCCAGAAGCUGGAGGCCAGAGUGCGUGAGCUGGAAGGGGAGGUUGAUGCUGAGCAGAAGCGCAGUGCAGAAGCGGUGAAGGGUGUGCGCAAGUAUGAGAGGAGGGUGAAGGAGCUGACCUACCAGUCUGAGGAAGACAGGAAGAAUAUUCUCAGGCUGCAGGAUCUGGUGGACAAGCUGCAGAUGAAGGUGAAAUCGUACAAGAGACAAGCUGAGGAGGCUGAGGAGCUGUCCAAUGUCAACCUCUCCAAGUUCCGCAAGAUCCAGCACGAACUGGAGGAAGCUGAGGAGCGGGCUGACAUUGCAGAGUCGCAGGUCAACAAGCUCCGAGUGAAAAGCCGUGAGUUUCAUGGCAAGAAGAUAGGAGAAGAAGAGUGAGGAUGUGAUGAGGCAGCAAAGUGACCUGAGGGCUGCACAAAAUGUGAACCUCUCGGUCACUUUCUUCUGCAAUGAGUCUUUGUACCCACCUCGAUGUCUAGAGAAUAAAGAUCAUAGAUUUCUUUGCGUACACAGCAGAA
Molecule: messenger RNA, 863 nt
Organism: Antrostomus carolinensis (chuck-will's-widow)
Lineage: Eukaryota; Metazoa; Chordata; Aves; Caprimulgiformes; Caprimulgidae
Product: myosin-8
Exons: 6
Cellular component (GO): myosin complex
Source: RefSeq, a predicted model, not a curated record